CUCCCCGCCAUCCCAUCUCAUCCGUCCACGUGGUUCCAUCCGACCGCCCACCCCACCCUAGACAUCUAUAUCUUCUUCUCCUCGCCACAUUCUUUCUUCUCCUCGCCACUCCUACCUUCACUACGCACCAUUUCCUCCCCCAUUUUCUUGCUUCCCUCUUUUCAUCUUCAAUCAAUCAAUUUCUCUCCCUUCUGAAAUUCUCUAUCUAGCGCCAUGCUUCUGAGAGCUGCUCCUGCUUUCUCUAUCUCGAGCUCUAAUGGUGGAGAAAACAGCCCGAGCCCCUUUACCUCCUCUGUUUCAUCUUCGUCUCUUUCUUUAAACUCUUCGUCUUCUUCUUCUUCUUUUUCGUCUGUUCUUCGGGUUCCGCAUGCGAAGGGCGCGAAUGGGUUCGUGGUCUGCUCGUCGAAGGGCGCCAACACCCGGCCACUCACCGGCGUCGUCUUUGAGCCCUUCGAAGAGGUGAAGAAGGAGCUCCUUCUCGUCCCGUCCGUUCCCCAAGCCUCGCUUGCUCGCCAGAAGUACACCGACGAGUGCGAAGCCGCAAUCAACGAGCAGAUCAAUGUGGAGUACAACGUUUCGUAUGUGUACCAUGCCAUGUAUGCCUAUUUCGACAGGGACAACGUCGCCCUCAAGGGUCUUGCAAAGUUUUUCAAAGAAUCGAGUCUGGAGGAAAGGGAACAUGCCGAGAAAUUCAUGGAAUACCAGAACAAACGAGGUGGAAAAGUGAAGCUGCAAUCCAUACUGAUGCCUCUUUCUGAGUUCGACCAUCCGGAGAAGGGGGAUGCUCUGUAUGCGAUGGAGCUUGCGUUAUCUCUGGAGAAGUUGACAAAUGAAAAACUUCUAAAUUUGCACAGCGUAGCCUGUCGAAACAAUGAUGCCCAGUUGGCUGAUUUUGUAGAAAGCGAGUUUCUAACUGAGCAGGUGGAAGCAAUUAAGAAAAUAUCAGAGUAUGUUGCUCAGCUGCGAAGAGUAGGCAAAGGACAUGGUGUGUGGCACUUCGAUCAGAUGCUUCUCGGAGAAGCAGGAGCUGCAGCAGCAGCAGCAGUUGCCGCAGCAUGAUGAACGACUAUUUACAUUCGCAGUCUUGUUUCUUUGUCUUUGAUUUUUUCCCGGUUGUAUUGUUUCUUAUCUUCUAUAAAUUUUUGUGUCAAGAGAACUUGUGGUGGAUGAUGGGUAUGGUGGACGAGGGGUAACUAUUUGGAACUUCAAGGAUGGAUAGGUGUUUUGAUUAAAUGUGGUAGCAGGGGGAGUGAACUGAAAUUUAGAAUUAAAAGGUUUGCAUGGGAGAUACCUUUUCA
This is a messenger RNA of Malania oleifera, 1298 nucleotides long. Its product is annotated as ferritin-3, chloroplastic. NCBI's taxonomy places the organism in Eukaryota, Viridiplantae, Streptophyta, Magnoliopsida, Santalales, Ximeniaceae. The transcript is spliced from 8 exons. The record is from RefSeq and is a predicted model, not a curated record. Gene Ontology annotation, cellular component: cytoplasm. Bases 214 to 1059 code for a protein of 281 amino acids. Gene Ontology annotation, molecular function: ferric iron binding; ferrous iron binding. Gene Ontology annotation, biological process: intracellular iron ion homeostasis; iron ion transport.